Pyricularia oryzae 70-15 is the source of this 909-nucleotide messenger RNA. RefSeq lists its product as uncharacterized. The coding region runs from base 56 to 730 and encodes 224 amino acids. The transcript has 2 exons. The record is from RefSeq and is a predicted model, not a curated record. Gene Ontology annotation, molecular function: acyltransferase activity, transferring groups other than amino-acyl groups. Lineage: Eukaryota; Fungi; Ascomycota; Sordariomycetes; Magnaporthales; Pyriculariaceae.
CGGAAAAAUUGAACUCGACAGGGCAGCAGUGAAUCGACUGCAAAAUCCCAAAAAAAUGUCACCACACAAGUUACACAACUCCAACCUCCACGUCCGCAUGGCCACCGCCGACGAGCUGCCCAAGCUCCUCGACAUUGCCCUCGAGUGCUUCGGCCACAACCCCUACAGCCAGGCCAUCUUCUCCAACGCGACCGAGGAAGAGCGCCUCACGCUGGGCCGGCGGUGGCGGGAGGACCGCUACAGGGCAAACUUUGCAAAGCCGGGGCAGCACUAUCUGGUCGCCGUCCAGGGCCCGUCCGGCGAGAGCAAAAGGGAGGAGAUUGCUGGCUGGGCUCUGUGGCAGCAGCCGCGGACAGAAGUCGACCCCGAUGCCGCUUGUGGCUUGGAGGCCAAGACUAUGGCUGCUCCCCUGCCGGCUAUCAUCAAUGGGGAGGCCAUCAAGGCUCGUGAAGAAGCUUUGACGGGCGCUUACAAAAACGCCUUUGGGGAGGACGGGAUGCGCCGGAUGUGGUCUGCAGACAUCGUCGUGGUCGACCCCAGGCAUCGUCGAAAGGGUGUUGGGUCCAUGCUCAUGAGGUGGGGGCUGGACAGGGCAGAGAAGAGUGAGACUGACGCUUGUAUCGUGGCCACUGAUGUCGGGCGAGACAUGUACCUGACGGUGGGAUUCCAAGACGUCUUUCGGUUUUGGACAGGCGCAGAUUACAACUGGCUAAUGGUAUGGAGAAGAUGACUUUGGAAACAAGCAACAAUGUCUUUUCGAAAACAUCCGAUCCAGCCAGAACUAAUUAGAAGCUUUGGGUGAACAACAUCUCAACUACAUCCAUUUCAAGCGUUCAUUAUAACAGUCUUGAUUUGAAGCCAAGCUUUUAGCCCUUCCACGGCAUUUUCAACCCCCAAACCACUCUCUGC